AUGAGUGUCACCUCCUGGUUCCUGGUGAGCAGCAGUGGUACCCGCCACCGGCUUCCGCGAGAGCUUAUCUUCGUGGGGCGUGAUGAGUGUGAGCUCAUGCUGCAGUCCCGCAGCGUGGACAAGCAGCAUGCUGUCAUCAACUACGAUCAGGACAGGGAUGAGCACUGGGUGAAGGACCUGGGGAGCCUGAACGGGACGUUCGUGAAUGACGUGCGCAUCCCGGACCAGAAGUACGUCACGCUGAAGCUCCAUGACGUCAUUCGAUUUGGCUACGAUUCCAACAUGUACGUGCUGGAGCGCGUGCAGCACCGGGUCCCCGAGGAGGCGCUCAGGCACGAGAAGUAUACCAGCCAGCUGCAGGUGAGCGUCAAGGGCCCGGCCCCCAGGAAGGGCGAAGCGCUGCCGCAGCACACCCCUUACUGCGAGUCCUUGGGUCCCAGGCCGGAGAGGGGGGACCGGAGGCCAGGGGCAGAGUCGGCGGCCUACCGCACACCCCUGUACGGGCAGCCCUCCUGGUGGGGGGAGGACGACAGCAGCAGCCCCCCCGAGGACCGGCGCCAGGAGGAGCCCUACGCAGAGCGGCCCAAGGAGCCGGCACAGCAGGACGGGGAGCUCCCUGGGACGACUGGCUUCCGGGCGGCGGCGGAGUCUCGGGGCUUCUCGUUCAGGCGGGAGCCCAGUUACUUUGAGCUCCCCACGAAGGAGGCCCCUCCGCCACCGCGGCCCCCCGAGGCGCCGGCCCAGGAGGCACCCGCCACGGCCCCUGUGGUGCAGAGCCAUGCCUCCUUCACCAUCGAGUUCGAUGACUGCAGCCCCGGCAAGGUGAAGAUCAAGGACCACGUCACCAAGUUCUCGCUGCGCCAGAGACGGCCCCCAGACAAGGAGGCCACACCUGUGGAGGCCGUGUCUGCCGAGACCAAGGUGGCCGACUGGCUGGUGCAGAGUGACCCUAGCCUGCUGUGCCGGGCUGGCCCCGGGGAUGACCGUCACAGCACCAAGAGUGACCUGCCCGUCCACACCCGCACCCUGAAGGGUCACAAGCAUGAGGAUGGCACGCAGAGCGACUCGGAGGACCCCACGGCCAAGGCGGCGGUGGCAACAGCUGGGGUCCCUGCGGAGGGCAGCGGGGUGCAGGUGCGGCUGCAGAGGCAGAUGAAGCGGGACCCCCAGGAGCUGCUGCAUAACCAGCAGGCCUUUGUCAUCGAGUUCUUCGACCAGGACACGCCCCGCAAGAAGCGCUCCCAGUCCUUCACGCACACCCCUCCCGGGGACCCCAAGGCCGACAAGCGCCGAGGCCCCGGGCCAGCGGACAGAGACCGCUCAGCCGUCCCUGCUUCGGCGCGGGGGACAGGCGGCAGCUCAGGGCCGCAGCGGGCCAGCUCGCUUAAGCGGGAGAGGACAGAGGAGCGCCUGGGGGGCCCCUCACCCACCUCCCGGGGCUCUGCCCGACCCUUUGGCAGCGUGGGGCGCCGCUCCCGUCUGGCCCAGGACUUCAUGGCCCAGUGCCCGCGGGAGGGCUCCCCGACCGCCCGGCCCGGCCCUGACAAGGCAUCUCCAGCGUCACCGGCCCCCGAGACACCCCGUGGGGCCAGCCCUGUGGCUCCUGCGACCCCACCACCGCCUCCCGCUGACCCCCAGCUGAGCAAGGCUCGCAAACAAGACGAGGACGACAGUCUGAGCGAUGCGGGGACCUACACCAUCGAGACAGAGGGGCAGGACCCGGAGGUGGAGGAGGCCCGCCAGAUGAUCGACCAGGUCUUUGGGGUGCUUGAGUCUCCUGAGCUCUCCAGGGUGUCCUCGGCCACCUUCCGUCCGGUCAUCAGAGGGGACAGAGACGAAGCCAGUGACGGGGUCGCCCAGCGAAUGGCGCUCCUGCAGGAGUUUGCCUCCCGGUCGGUGGGCAUAGCCCCCCAAGGGGAGCUCCAGGGCCUCACGGUGCCGGGCUCCCCCGGGGGUCAGAAGUGGGUGUCCCGCUGGGCCAGCCUGGCCGACAGCUACGCAGACCCAAGCCUGGCAGAGGAGAGCCCUGGGCGCAGAGCGGGGGAGCUUGAAGGGACCCUGCCUGCGCGCCAGCGACGACGACUCCCACAGCUGCCCAGCGACCGCGCAGACAGCCCUGGGGGCCUCGAGGCCACCAAGAGGAGCGGCCCUGGGCCUCCGGAGCCGGGCAGCGAGCAGGCCGGCUGCCUCUUGGGCCAGGAGGACCUGGAGCCUGACAGCCUCAGUGAUGCCAGUGGGUCGGAUGGUGGGCGGGGCUCCGAGCUGGGUGGGGGCCCGCAGGAGGAGAGACGGAGGAGCCCCCAGGAGGGAGUAGCCUGGACGAAGGGCCGGCACUCGCCAAGGGCCCCUGGAGAGCCAGCCCCCGCCUCUUUCUUCAUUGGGGACCGGAAUGUGGAGACAGCCUUCCCCAGGAAGCCAUCCAUGGCUGCAGGGGAGGUGGACAGCCCCGGGCGGGUGGCGAGGGACGGCGUCUACGUCAGCUCCAGCGGGAGGAUGGUUAUCCAGCUGCGGACAGAGCGGUCCUCGGAGCCCGAGAGCCCUGCCCCGGCCUUGGUGCGACAGGAUAGCUUCAGCAAGGAGCCGGCCGGUGGCCCCCCAGCGCCCGGCCAGCUUCCGCACAUCUCGAGCCACCCCCUCCUGCAGGACCUGGCUGCCACCCAGGCCUCACACAUGGACCUCCACCCCCAGGACACCCACCUGAUCCUCAAGGAGACGGAGACAGCCCUGGCAGCCCUGGAGGCCCGGCUGCUCUCCAAGUCCGCGGAGGAGGCAGAGGGCCCGAUGGGCAGCACCCCUGGGCCACCAGAUGACUCCCUGUCCGGGGACUCUGAUGUGGACACAGGGAGCACAGUCAGCCUGCUCAGUGGUAAGAACGGGCCCAGCCCAACCAGUCCCCAGCCUGCGGGGCCGCAGAAGGAGAAGCCGCCGUCCCCACCAGCAGCACAGGACCCGGGGAGCAUCUCCUCGAACAGCGCCCGAGAGCGGCUCUCAGACAAGCAUCGUCGCCCCCCGGGCCCCAUGGACGUGGGCCGUGCAGAGCUGGGGAGGCGCCUGGCUGCGCGGCGUGGCACCGGGGCCCGGGCACCCUCGGACUGGCCUGACGAAGAGCGAGGCUCCGGCCCGGCCCACCCGCCUGGCGCAGACACCGUCACCUCUGACCACGAGACCCCCGUGGCCCCUGGGGCGGGGCGGCCAGGACCUCGCCGGAAACCGGCACCCGCAGCGCCAUCCCCGGCUCCGCGGGAAGAGCAGGGCCGUGGCUGCGCCCAGAAGGUACAGCAAGUGCUGACCCGCUCCAACAGCCUGUCCACCCCUCGGCCCACACGGGCCUCCCGGCUGAGGCGGGCCCGGCUGGGGGACGCCUCAGACACGGAGGCUGCCGAUGGUGAACGGGGGCCCUCGGCCAACCCUGAGCCGGCGGGGCGGCCAGCCCCUGAGCAGACCAAGAAGCUGUCGCGCCUGGACAUCCUGGCCAUGCCCCGGAAGCGGGCGGGCUCCUUCACUGGGCCCAGCGACUCCGAGGUGGCCCCUGCCCGCACCAGCUUCUCUGGCCGCAGCGUCGAGUUGUACUGCACUGGCCGCAAACCCGUCAUGGCCGAGGCUCGGGCCGCCGCCACCAGGAAGGCCACCAAUACCACCACGGCCCCCCGCCAGCCCUUUAGCAGGGCCCGCCCGGGCAGUGCCCGAUACUCCUCACCCAGCACGCGUCGCCGGCAGCAGGGCUCAGAUUGCACGUCCACAUCUGAGGAGGAGUAUGGCUCCCACCACGGCUCCCCCACACACACACGCUCCCGUGCCUCAACAGCCACGCAGACCCCACGGGCUGGCAGCUCCCACCGGACUCGCCCCCGGGCCCCCAUGUCCCGGGACACAGACGACGAGGAAGACCCUGACCCCUACGGUUUUAUUGUGCAGACGGCAGGGAUCGCUGAAAUUGCCAGGCUGAGCCAGACGCUAGUGAAGGACGUGGCCAUCCUGGCCCGGGAGAUCCACGACGUGGCUGGGGACGGCGACUCACUGGGCUCGCCGGGGCCCGCCCGCAGCCCCUCCCUCAGCAAUGUGCCCAGCACCCCUGCUUCAACCAUCUCCGCCCGUGAGGAGCUGGUGCAGCGCAUCCCCGAGGCCAGCCUCAACUUCCAGAAGGUGCCACCUGGCUCCCUGAGCACUCGAGACUUGGACCAGAACAUGAACGACCGCUGUGAGGACCCCCUCGCCAGCAAGAUGCGGCCUCGGAGCCGCGAGGAGGUGAUCUUUGACAACCUGAUGCUGAACCCCGUGUCCCAGCUGUCUCACGCCAUCCGGGAGAACACGGAGCACCUCGCCGAGAAGAUGAAGAUCCUCUUUCAGAACACAGGGCGUGCCUGGGAGGAGGUGGAAGCCAGAAUCAACUCGGAGAACGAGGUGCCCAUCCUGAAGACGUCCAACAAGGAGAUCAGCUCCAUUCUGAAAGAACUGAGGCGCGUGCAGAAGCAGCUGGAAGUCAUCAACGCCAUCGUGGACCCCAGCGGGAACCUGGACCUGCUGACCGGGAACCGGGGCUCCGCGGGCUCGGCCCAGCUGGGGAAAGGCCGGCCGGCCGCCCAGAGCCCAUCCUCGCCCCCCUCGGCCCUGCCUCUGAGGAGCUUCCCACAGCGGGCGAACUGCGGGUCCCCGGGCCUCCCGGACCCUGCCUUCCUGCCCGACUUCCUCCCCGACGCUGAGAGGUUCCUGAUCUAGGCGGCCGGGGCCGGGGCGGCCUCCGCGUGCCCUGGGUCCAGCACCUCCGGCACCCCUUGUCUGCCGCCACGGCCCUUCCUGGCUGCGGAUGGUUCGCCACAGACCCCCACGCGUGCCAUAACCCUGUGGGCAGGUGCCUCUGUGCCCACAUCCCCCCCUAGCUCCCAGCCGGCGCCCCAGCUGGACAGUGCAGCCCCUGAGGCCACCCCUGCUGGCCUCCUGGCCUAGUUCCUGCUGCGGCCUCCGCCAAGGGCCGGCAUCACAGGUGUGUUCCCCGUCUCCUCCCCACUGCUGUUAUUUCUGUCUUUAGCUUUUAAGGAAAGAGUGGUUUGGGCCACUGCAGCAGCCCCCGGGCCUGGAAGGCCCUCACCCCGCCUUUUGUGUUGGGGGCGGCUGUUCUGCUGAGGGCGCCCAUGGGCUUACGUGUCCUGUUCCUGUGU
Molecule: messenger RNA, 5156 nt
Organism: Callorhinus ursinus (northern fur seal)
Lineage: Eukaryota; Metazoa; Chordata; Mammalia; Carnivora; Otariidae
Gene: CEP170B
Product: centrosomal protein 170B
Molecular function (GO): protein binding
Source: RefSeq, a predicted model, not a curated record